Molecule: messenger RNA, 1136 nt
Organism: Struthio camelus australis
Lineage: Eukaryota; Metazoa; Chordata; Aves; Struthioniformes; Struthionidae
Source: RefSeq, a predicted model, not a curated record
CCCGGGGGUCCCAGGGUCCCCUCGGGUCCCUGCGCCGGCUCAACACAGGCAGCGCUGCGUCCCUGUGCGGGGUGUCGUGGGCCAGGCUGAGGAGACAGAGGAGAAAGUCAGCAGCAGUUGUUUCCCGAGGAUGUUUCUCCUGCAGAAGGUCCGGGUUGAUCCUCCUCCAGCUCCUGCUAUACAGCCAGAAGACGCUCUCCCACAUCUUCACUGCCCUUCGCUGGAGCAUUUCAGAGACAACUAUUUAAUUCCACAAAAGCCAGUUGUCUUAGAAGGGAUUAUCGACCACUGGCCAUGUAUGAAGAAGUGGAGUGUGGACUAUUUUUGUCAAGUUGCGGGGUGCCGAACAGUUCCUGUAGAAUUGGGUUCCCGAUACACAGAUGAGGAAUGGUCUCAGAAGCUCAUGACUGUCAGUGACUUCAUCAACCAGUAUAUCGUGAAUGAGAACAGUGUAGGAUACCUUGCCCAGCACCAGCUUUUUGAUCAGAUCCCAGAAUUGAAGCAGGAUAUCAGUAUCCCUGACUACUGCUGCCUGGGGGAAGGGGAAGAGGAUGACAUCACCAUUAAUGCUUGGUUUGGCCCAGAAGGCACUAUCUCACCUCUUCACCAGGAUCCCCAGCAAAACUUUUUAGCCCAGGUAUUUGGAAGAAAAUAUAUCCGUCUAUAUUCACCUCAAGAUUCUGAAAACCUAUAUCCACAUGAAAGCCAUCUUCUUCACAAUACUAGCCAGGUCGAUGUGGAGGAUCCUGACUUAAUUAAGUUUCCCAAUUUUAGAAAUGCUGCAUCUCAGUCUUGUAUUCUGAUGCCUGGACAGGUUUUGUUUAUUCCAGUUAAAUACUGGCACUAUGUACGAUCUCUUGAUAUCAGCUUUUCUGUAAGUUUCUGGUGGUCAUAGAUCAGAAGCAUGCAUAAAGUUUGUUAGAACUGUAAUAGCAAUUAAAAAGUAGCAGCUUUUGCCACUCUGCAGAAGAGAAUUCUUUUUAAACCUGAGAAAGUUCUCUAUGCACAGUUCAGAGCUGGAGAAAAAAUUUCCCGCUUCAGCAUAGUGAAAGAAUCUGGACAACUAAAUGGAAGGAAGUUGCUACAGCCACUUUAUUUUUGUGAAUGUUUCUAAUAUAAAGUCCUUGUAAAGAGCA